Misgurnus anguillicaudatus (oriental weatherfish) is the source of this 5878-nucleotide messenger RNA. It is a transcript of the gene fyco1b, whose product is annotated as FYVE and coiled-coil domain autophagy adaptor 1b. Gene Ontology annotation, molecular function: metal ion binding. The record is from RefSeq and is a predicted model, not a curated record. Gene Ontology annotation, cellular component: autophagosome; late endosome; lysosome. Lineage: Eukaryota; Metazoa; Chordata; Actinopteri; Cypriniformes; Cobitidae. Gene Ontology annotation, biological process: positive regulation of autophagosome maturation; plus-end-directed vesicle transport along microtubule.
CUGCGCCUGUGAUUGGACGAGAGUGCUGUCAGUUAAUCAUAGUGGCCCACCUCGCAAUGCUGCAGGGUUUGUAUCUACUGUAAAUAAUCGAUCGCGAAGAACAUCUUUCUUUAUGAAGCACAAUGUUGAUUUUAUGAAACAUCACCACUAACAUAUAAAGCCACCAUGAGUACAGUCGGUGAAAAUCAACUGCAGAGAAUAAUAAGAGAUCUACAUGAUGCAGUUUCUGAGCUGAGCAAAGAACACAGUGAGACGGGAGAGCCCAUCACAGACGACAGCCCGAACCUUCACAAGUUCUGCUAUAAACUGGAGUAUCUAUUGCAAUUUGACCAGAAGGAGAAGCUAACAUUCCUGAGAGCCAGGAAAGACUACUGGGAUUAUUUCUGCGACUGUUUGGCCAAGAUUAAAGGAUCUAAUGAUGGCAUUCGCUUUGUCAAAUCAAUCCCUGAGCUAAAGACGUCUCUAGGGAAGGGGCGAUCUUUCAUACGAUACUGUCUCGUGCACCAGAGACUGGCAGAUACUCUUCAGCAGUGUGUUAUGAACUACGAGAUCACAUGUACAUGGUAUUAUGAACGCAGUCCAUUCCUGAAGUCCCAUCUUAACAUCGAUAUCAUCAACCAUCUGUAUGAACUCAAUGAGAUUCAGUUUGAUGUAGCAUCCAGGGGUCAUGACCUUGACUCUGACUGGCCCACCUUUGCCAGGAAGACUCUGGGAUCAGCAGUUUCAUCUGCCCAUGUGUGGAAACCACCCAGUCGCUGCUCCAGUGUCAACAGUCUGGCCAGCAGUUACUCACAGCAACCUCAGGAGUUUAUUUCAGGCCAGGAUUUUAGUUCCAGUCUUCUAGGUGAUUUGGGGGAGUUGGGUGAGCUCUCCUGUAAUGCUUCUGAGGACCUCCGCAUUGAGCUUGACCAGUCUGAGCUGAAACAACAGGAGCUCCUGAAGAAGAUCCAGCUGCUCACCAAAGAAGCAACUGAUCUGAGGGCUGUGAUCAAGGAUUUAGAGGACCAGCUUUUGGCUUCUAAAAGUUCAAAUCAAGAGAAGGAAAGAGUGCAGUCCAUAGGCUCAGCUGGGGCUGAGCAGGAGGUGUUUAAGGCUGUCAGAGAGUGCACUGAUCGUCUCCAUACCACCACACAAGAAUUGGAGGCUCUCCGAGUUCAAGAGGCUUCAGAACGCAACUUAGAAACCAAGCUGAACAUAGCAGAAAACAGGAACAUGGAGCUGCGGACAAAGCUUGACGGAGCUUUGAGUGAAAAAGAACAGCAGGCCUCCAGCUACUGUGACUCCGCCUGGAAAUUCCAAGAGCUACUGACCAAACUAAAGGAAGUUGAGCAAGAAAGGAUUGAGUUAAAACGAGAAAAAGGUGAAUGUUCCAGACAGGCUGAGCGACUUGCCCAGGAGUUGAAGCAACAGGAGGUGAAACUAAAGGAGGUGGAAGGUAAACUUGAGGCAUGUACUGCAUCUGCCAACAAGGAACGAGCAGACAAAACGCAGCAGGCUGAUGAAAUGCAGAUGACCAUAAAAAGCCUCCAGGGUGCACUCUUACUCCAGGAGCGUGAAGCGGGUAACCUCAACACACAACUACAGGACUUGCAGAGUGCACUAGAAGACAAAGAGUCCAAGCUGGAGGAGCUGAAGAGGAGGACGCAAGAGGGGCUGCAACAGAGAAGUGCACUUAAGGAGCAACUUAAGGAGAAGGAGACAGAGCUACUCAACAACACUCAGAAGGUCCGAAAACUAGAGAAGAACAAUCAGCAAUUGGCAGCAGACAGCCAGAGCUGGCAAGCACAAGCCAAGAAGCUGGAGGAGUACAAGAACCAGUGCACAAGUUUAAUGGAGAUCAACGCCAAGCUGAUUCAGACUGUUAAAAGAAACGAAGAAAGCAGCAAGGAGCUGGCCCAAACCAAUGCUGCUCUACAGAGAGAGCUAAUUACAGCACAGACAUCAGAAGCUCAGUUGAGAACCAGAUUGGAGUCUGCUGGAUUGACAGUGGAUAACCAACACCUAGAAAACUGCAUACCGAAUGGCCAGGUGAAGAAUGAGAAAACAGAGGUGGCAUUGACGAAGUUGGAAACUGAGCACAAAGAACUGGGAAUAGAUGGAAAAGAGAAGAGUAUACCAAAGUUGGAAGAACUAGAGGGUGCUACAGACACCCAAGAGAACAAGAUGUCUUGUAGUCACCUACAGGAGACCAAAGACUCCUUAAGCUCUGAUAAUGAAGAAUCCACUUCUAGGUUGGCUCUGGCUGAGGCCCAACUGGAGCUCAACAUGAAGGAAGUUUGUAGACUUCAGGAGGAGGUUUUAGAGCUCAGGGCACAGCUAUUGGUGAGCUCAGAGGAGAGGGUGAAGAUCCAGGCUCUGCAAGAGGUAACAGAAACUUCUAGAGAAGACCUUCAGACUCAGAUGGAGCAGCUAAAGACUCAGGUGGAAGAACUAAACCGCAGACAUGUAGAGGAACUACUACAUUGCCAAGAAAGAGAAGGAGUACUGGUAAAGGAAAGGGAUAUGGGGGCCAAAGCCCAAGAGAGACUCCAGACGGAGGUAAAUACCAUGCGGGAAGAGCUUCAAGUGUUGAAGAAACACAACGACACACUGAUGCUUGAGAACGGAGAGGCUCGUGAGGCCUUACACAGAGCCAACACGGAAACAGCAGAGCUUGGGGUUAACGUUUGCAUGCUGACGGGGCAAAACGAGGAGGCUAAGCUGAGAUGGGAGGAGCUCUCUACUAAAAUGGAGGAGCAGCAGAAGGCGGCACAGGAGGAGGUGCGAACUUUGAAUGAAUCUGUGGAAGCCAUGAGUAAAGAUAAUGCAAGACUCCUAGAGCAGCUUAAGCAGACUGAGGGACUCCCCAAAACCAUGCAGGAAUUGCAGGAGCAACUUGAACAGGCCAAAGAAGAAGUCAGGAGCCUUCAGGAGAUCCGACAACGAGAGAUGGACAGUCUGAAGUCCCAGCUGAGCGAUGAAGCUGCACAACACGAAAUCCAAGUGCAGGGUCUAAAUGAAGAACUGGAUGAAUUGAGGAAGAAGCUGGAUAUUGAACUUGAGAGAGUGUCAAGUCUUGACUCCAAAGUGUCAGAGCUGGAGUCUGUCAACAGCGACUACAGUCAGAUGAUUAAAAAGAAUGAAGCCCUCAUCGGGAAUUCUGAAACCAUUAUUAACCAGAAAGAGGAACAGAUAAAAACACUCAGAGAGAACUUAUCCAGAGCUGAGGAGCAGUUGGCUCUUGCCCAGCAGUCCUGUCAUGAGCUGGGGGUGAACUUGAGCAGAAGUGCGAUGGAGAAGCAAACCCUUGAGCUGAGGAUGUCUGCUGAGAUAGAUGACCUUUACCGCACCAAGAGGAACCUGGAAGAGCGACUUAUUGAACUUAUAAGGGAAAAAGAUGUGUUGUGGCAGAAGUCGGAUGCGCUGGAGUUUGAGCAGAAACUGAGAGCAGAAGAACAGACAGACCGAGACGUCACAUACUGUCUUACCUGCCGUAGCCAAUUUGGCUGGACCCUGCGCAAAUACAACUGCGGGAUAUGCGGCCGUCCCUUCUGUUACAACUGCUGCAGUCAUGUGGCGAGUGCUCAGCAGGGCGGCCCCAAAGUGCGAUGCUGUAAGGACUGCUUCACUCACAACAGCAACCCACAGGUGGAUUCGAGUACUCCCAAAUCAAGUCCCACCAGAACCAGCAGACAUGGCGUCAAAUGGGAGCCGAAGUCUCCUCAGCCAGACGAUGCAGCGUUUGACGUGAUCUCAGAAGAUGAAGUGAGCUCUGUCCACGACAGUUCACUGUACACCACCGCACUGUCCUCAGAGUCAGAACAACUCAGCAGUGACGUCACAACCACAGAGGACUCGGACGAGCUGAUUGGCUCUGCUCAGGAUGCGGAGAUCCACCUGCUGAAAACUGGAGAGAUGACGUUGAGUGUGGAGUACAGCCUGGAGGAUGUGGUUCAGUUUGGUGGUGAGUUCAGAGAACUCUUCAUCAAGUCCAGCUGUUACAGCGUUGUUCUUAUAACUGCUGCUCAUCCGGGUCAUACGAUCAGCUGGAUCUUCUCCUCUAAAACCAAGAGCAUCGCCUUCAGUGUAGUGUACAGAGAGAAGAAAGACACGCCUCUGGAGCAGGCUAAGGUUCUGAUCCCUCUGACAAGAUGCAACUCUCACAAGGAAACCAUUCAGGGUCAGCUGAAGGUCAGGAACCCUGGAGAAUUCACCCUCAUCUUUGACAACUCCUUCUCCAGGUUUCUUUCAAAGAAAGUCCUCUACAAACUGACUAUAGAGACGCCAGAGGUCCACAAUGGAAGUGAUUCUCCUUAAACAGGAAAACAUCUCAUGCACACACACAUAUAUAUAUAUUUAUAAAGCCAAGUGGGCAUUGCUGCUUUGAAGGAAUUUUGUGGCCUUAUAAGGAAAAAAAUCAAGAAUAUGCUUUUAUAUUUCUUAGUUUUAACCCCAAAACUAAGAAAAAAAUAAAUAAAUAUUAGUUUAAACAGAUUAAACAUAUUGUAGGACUAUUUUGCAAUAUUACUUUAUAUAUUUAAACAUAUGUCAAUGCAGUAUUGGUUAUACUGCUGUUGCUUUAAAUAAAAAAAAUCACUGUACUUUAGUAUUUUUAUCACAGAAAAACAAAUGAUUAUAUUAAAAAAUUAAGAAUGUAAUAAAAAUAAUCUCUUAAAAUAAUAUGAACAAUUGACACAUUACAGUUACGACAAUUUCAGGGAAAAGGGCAUUUUUUGUCAUUAAACUAUUGUCACAAUUGUACAUUUUUUAUAUAAAAAUAAGCUUCAGUUUUCCUGUUUGGGUAAAAAAUGAUCCAGUCAAAUGAUCCAUUAACCAUAUAAUUAAAAAAUAAUGUACUGCCACAAGUGCAAACUUUAAUAGACUUAUUAUUUUUAGACUUAACAACCACGCUGACAAAUUUAACACUGAAACAUGAAGGAUGUGGACAAGAAAAAAUAAAUGAAGCCCACAAGUAAAGCUGUGUGGUCAGGAGGGAAAUGUCCAUGUCUAUAUGAAGGAUUUGAUUGCAGAUUAUGCACUACAUAAAAGCUUUAUACUUUUGAAGUGAGAUUUACUAUAGCUACUAAUGUGACUUUAGUGUAUGGACAGAUACGUCCGUCUGUCUGUUUGACAUUCCUUUAUGCCAAAUAUUCAACUUGCACAAAUGCAUAAAAUGGGAAAAAUGUUUGGAGCCUUAAUGGAUUUAUAAAUGGAAAAAUACCAAACGUUUGCAUCAAUGUACACUCAAAUAAAUAAUAAAAUGCUGGGUUAUUUUCAACCCAAUGUUGGGUCAAAAAGGGACAAAGCCAACCCGUUGUAAUUUAACUUAUGCUGUGUUGUUUCAAACCAAAGUACUGGGUUGUUAACUCGUUAUUAGGUCAAAUAUAGACAUUUACGGCUUGUUUUUUUCCUUUUUGACCCAGAGUUGGGUUGAAAAUAACCCAGAAGUCAUUAAUGAACAAAUCUAUUUUUCUUAUGAGAUUACAGAUACUCUAGUGCUCUUUUUAAAGGUCUUAAGUAAUUACGAUUUCUAUGCAGACGUAAUAUUUGUAUUCAUAAAAGGGUAAUUACGAUGUGUAAUAAGUCUUAAAUGUUUAUGUCAUGCAAACAUUUAUGAGCUGCUUUGUGUUUUGCAUUAAUAAGGUUUUGUUUGUAGAAAGUAAUGAUGAUAGAAAUAACAGCAGCUCAUGUUAGAUGCUGUAAAUGACACUUUGACUAUUGUAUGUUACAUUUUCGUUGGUUCUCCACUGUUGCACUUUCUAAAUGUUUUUUAGAGUCUAAUACGGUACUAAUCAAGACAGAGAAACUAGUUUUAAUAUUCUGUCUAAUUUCUGUAUGCGGCUAAUAUUGCGGCUGGUUUGAAAUGAAGCUAUUGAAUUAAACCUUCUCAUUAGUGUGA